Molecule: messenger RNA, 336 nt
Organism: Meloidogyne enterolobii
Lineage: Eukaryota; Metazoa; Nematoda; Chromadorea; Rhabditida; Meloidogynidae
Source: the annotation of a GenBank genome assembly
AUGCUCUGUUGUGAUCAUUACAAUGUCAGACCAGACAUAGUAACAUUAGGCAAAGCCCUUUCUGGCGGUCUCUACCCAAUUUCGGCAGUUUUGGCUGACGAUGAAAUUAUGUUAACAAUAAAACCAGGCCAACACGGGUCAACUUAUGGAGGAAAUCCUUUAUCUGCAAAAAUAGCAAUAGAAGCAUUAAAAAUUAUUAAAGAAGAAAAUUUGUGUGAAAAUGCUUCAAAAAUGGGAAAUUUAUUAAUUAAUGAAUUGAAUAAAUUACCCAAAAAUGUAGUCACUUCUGUUAGAGGGAAAGGACUUUUAUGUGCUAUUGUUAUUAAUGAAUGUUAG